Melitaea cinxia (Glanville fritillary) is the source of this 2540-nucleotide messenger RNA. RefSeq names its product sodium-independent sulfate anion transporter-like. Gene Ontology annotation, cellular component: membrane. The coding region runs from base 1 to 2229 and encodes 742 amino acids. The transcript is spliced from 13 exons. Gene Ontology annotation, molecular function: secondary active sulfate transmembrane transporter activity. Gene Ontology annotation, biological process: transmembrane transport. Lineage: Eukaryota; Metazoa; Arthropoda; Insecta; Lepidoptera; Nymphalidae. The record is from RefSeq and is a predicted model, not a curated record.
AUGACUAAGUACAAGCUGAACAACACCGUCCGUUCCUCAUCCGAAGUGACUCUCACCUCGUACAUGGGCAGUACGGACAGCGAGAGGAAGGACGACAGGUAUUACCAGAUGGACUCCAGGGAUAACGACGACCAGUCGGAGUCAACUAGAAACUGUCACAACUGCCCCGACUCCUGCGAGUUUCUCCAGGAGCCUGUGAAGAUUGCUGCGUCGCUGGAGAAGAGAUACGAUAAAUACAGCUUGAAUGAGCUCAAAGUGGAGAAUGUGGGGAAUGCGUGUCUUUGUGAGAAGUACAAUGGGGGUUGUAAGCUAUGCCCUAGACCGAGCCUGGCUCCAACGUUGAGCCUCAGCAUAGACGGCCAUUUGAAGGAUUCCUGCCACGAUUGUCAAGGCGCUUGCAGCUCCCCUAAUCCCAUUGGCAAUGGCCCUUACCCGCAUUACCUCUCCACGCCCAAAAAGAGUACGUGGAAGAGGGAAGCGGUCCGGCGCCUCAAGGCCUGCUGCUCUAAGAAAACUCUUCUGCGUAGGAUACCCAUCCUUGCCUGGCUACCGCACUACACAUUCAGAAACGGAUUAGCGGAUAUUAUUGCAGGUAUAACAGUAGGACUGACGGUGAUACCGCAGGCCAUAGCCUACGCGGGAGUCGCAGGCCUACCUCCACAGUACGGGCUGUACUCCUCGUUCAUGGCCUGUUUUGUGUACACUGUGUUCGGGUCAGUCAAGGAUUCGGCCAUCGGGCCCACGGCCAUCGCCGCCAUCUUGACGAGGGAGAACCUACACGGCCUCGGCCCCGAGUUCGCGGUGCUGCUCGCCUUUCUGUCUGGAUGUGUGGAGCUCGUCAUGGGUAUACUUCAGUUAGGUUUUCUGAUCGACUUCAUCAGCGGACCGGUGUCGGUGGGAUUCACGUCGGCCGCCGCCAUCAUCAUCGCUACGACUCAAGUCAAAGAUAUCCUGGGGCUCAGCUUCCCCGGCGGAAAGUUCUUACAGGUGUGGACCGGUAUGUACGAGCAUAUAGGCGAGACCAGACUGUGGGACACCGUGCUGGGCGUAUCAUGCAUCGUGGUGCUGUUGCUUCUCAGGAAAGUAAAAGACAUAAAGAUCGGCACGAAGGACGUGUCUGAGGGCGAGAGCAAGGCGUCGCGGAUGAAGGUGGCGCUGUCGCAGGCGCUGUGGUUCCUCUCCACCACCAGGAACAUCAUCGUGGUGCUGGUGUGCGCCUCGCUCGCCUACUACUUCGACACGCAGAACCAACAACCGUUUGUUCUAACUGGGGAGGUGAAGGCGGGCCUGCCACAAAUAUCGCCGCCUCCGUUCUCCGCCACGGUGGGGAACCACACGUACAGCUUCACGGAGAUGGCGUCCACCCUCGGGUCCGCCAUCUUCGUGGUGCCGCUGCUCUCUAUACUUGAGAACAUUGCACUCGCUAAAGUGUUCUCGGAGGGCAAGUACGUGGACGCGACGCAGGAGAUGGUGGCGCUGGGCGUGUGCAACAUCGCGUCGUCGCUGGUGGAGUCCAUGCCGGUGUCGGGCGCGCUGUCGCGCGGCGCCGUCAACCACGCGUCCGGCGUGGCGUCGCCCGCCGGCGGGCUGUACACCGGCGCGCUGGUGCUGCUCGCGCUGCAGUAUUUUACGCCGUACUUCUUCUACAUUCCGAAAGCAUCGCUAGCAGCAGUGAUCAUAGCAGCCGUUGUCUUCAUGAUGGAACUGCACGUAUUUAAGCCUAUUUGGCGAACGAAAAAGGUGGACAUAAUCCCCGCAGUGGUGACGUUCGGCGCGUGCCUGGUGACGCGGCUGGAGCUCGGCAUCGUGCUUGGCAUCGCCGUCAACCUGCUGUUCCUGCUCUACGCGUCCGCCCGACCCGCAGUGCGCGUCACCACCGCCGUCUCGGAGGGCGGCGUGCGCUACGCCGUGGCCACCAUCGACCGCGCGCUGGCCUUCCCCGCGGCGGAGUUCGUGCGGCGCGCGCUGCGCAAGGCGGCCGGCGACGCGCCGCUCGUGCUGGACGCGCACCACGUGCAGGCCGCCGACUUCACCGCCGCCAAGGGCAUCAAGUCCCUGAUCGAGGAUUUCCACGCGCGCGGGCAGACGAUCAUCUUCUACAACGUGAAGCCGUCCAUCGCGGAGGUGUUCCGGGGGGUGAAGCCGCGCGAGUUCGUGCACUGCUCGUGCCGCGCAGAACUCGAGCGACUACUACUCGAGGCGCAGAGGCGAGCGAAGGGGGCAGCUUGAAUGUUCGUGAUGUGUACGAGAUCUCCAAUCAGCACAAAGAAUUAAAGUGUAAAAAUUGUAGUCAAAAAUAUUUUUUAUAUCGGCCAAGUUACUAAAUUAUGUAAUUGAUAUCGGAAGCUAAGAUUAGCGCGUCCUCUGUGAAACAGUGGGCGGUCUAGCUAUAUAUAUGUAUAUAAUAAUAUAUAUACUGUGUAUUUAUGUGCUAUCGUAAGGUAAAUAAGAUAAUAAAUUGUGCAUGAUCGCGGGCGUGUUUAUUAGCAGUAUUAGAGUCUAAUGAAUUGUUUAAAAAAUAAAUGUUCUCAGAAUGUUGA